ACUAAAGUCGUUUAGAUGUGGUUAAUGAAUAGGGUAUUUUGAUCACCACAGUAAGAAAACAUGUGAGGUUAUAAUACGUGUCUCAAAUCUUCUUUUGAGAAAGGGUAACGUGUCUCAAAUCUUGAUAACGAUAGUUUACACCAUGGUUCGUCCAUUCUCACGAUAUUCAUAUUUGACCACUAAGACAUCCACAUAAUGACUACAAGUUUCGAAGUUAAGUUGAUACAGGAUUUAAUUUUUGGUUCUACAAACUUUGAUUAUAAAAAAAAAAGAUUCGAAGAUGCAAGAUUGAUAGUGAAAUAAAAUUGAGGGUACAUGUGGGGGAGUGACGUUUAAAAACAAAAACAAAAAGAGAAAGAAUAUAAAUAGAUGCUUAGUUACUCUCAUGACAACUAUGAAGCAAAGUUAGAGUCCGUCCAUACAAGUAUUUCGUGUUAUCGCCAUUCUUUCCUCACGCCCACGAGCCACGAUGACAAUUAUGUUUUGUUCCUUUUUUUAUUUAUAGAUUUGUAUUUUGUAUUUUUCACUGAAUUCUUGCGUCUUAUUUUGAGAAAAUUAUAUUUCAAACAUUAGGUAAACCGUAAACUAUAACUCAUGUUUGUCUGAAAAUUUAAAUGUUUAUUUUGCAAAUAUAAAUAUAAAGAUGCAAAGUUUUGAUGUAGCAUAAAACAAGGGAAGCACUCUUCUAUGGAAAAACAAAGUCUCCAGGAUUCGUAUGGUCAAAUAUAUUCCGAUCAAAUUAUUCGCGAAAGCGAGAUACAAAAUACGUACUUUACCUCCUCCUACGUCACAUCUACGCAUUCGUGCCCUACCUUCAGAAGUAUUCUUCCAAUUUUCUGAAGUUCCAAAAUGAGACACCGAUGAUUCACGACCGUAGAUUUAAAUGAUCACCUAAACGUUAAUUAUUUUAUUAAUGAAUCUUUGCUCAAAUUUAUCUACAGUAAUUUUGUUCAUAGUGAAUUAUAUCAAUUAAUGAUAUGAAAUGAAAUAGUCGUAUAAGACUAUAAGUCUAGUAGUUUCAUUUUGUUCACUCUAUACACAUUUGGCUAUUGCUAUAUAUGCAUGGUAAGUCGGUGAUUACUAACCUCUUUGUCGGUAUAAAUGUUUAGAUCAUGAAACCAUGUUAUCCACAAGAAUGAUAGUAGUUUUCUUGCCUAACUCCACUAACCAAAGCUAAUAAUUGUAUUGUUACCAACUUCUUUUUUUUUUUUUUGAACAACUAUUGUUACCAACUACUAGUUGAAUUUCGAUUCACUUGAAUCUUGUGUAUACUACUUAUUAAUCAGUAAACAAAUCUUAUCUUAUUUAAUAUUAUUGACAUCGAACCAAAUCGCACAAGUUGGAAUUCUGACCUAAUUUCAUAUUCACAUCCUAAGGCAAAAAAAAAUAUAGAAAAGCCGAAUUUUAACAGUACCAGAGCUAAUAAUUUAAUAAUUUAUAAUUUCUGUAUAAAUUACAGGAAUAUAGUUUGCUGGUAAAAAACAAUUAGCACUUUUUGAAAAGGCCACUUCCAAGGAAGCUAGAGACCGUCCUUUUUAACUAAAAUGCACCUGCACCAUCCCCUUAUAUCACGGUUUUAGUUCUACAUUACUCCUUUUUAUAUUCUCUAACCAAUAACAACAAUAAAAUUAACAUUAUUUUAUAUCCAAUAUAAGCUCCUAUCCUUCUUCCUCUCCAUCCUUUUCCAUCUACCUUUGAAUCUUUUCAUACGUCUAUAUAAACCUUUACUUCCUCCUCUGCUACUCCUUUUCUAUCAAUCACCAAAACACAUUCAUUGGCUUAAACCCUAAACCCCAAGCACCUGAGCUACCACAAACCAAAAAUGAGACCCUUUGGCUUGGUCUUUACGGUCAUGUUCUUGGUCUCAGCCUUUUCAGAAUCAAGAACCGCGGACUGUAGAGUUCUCCUUGGUGGCUCAUCAGAGGAAAUUAGUCAAUCUAAGAAUCAUGUUGUCGAAGAUUUUCGAAGUAAAGAGUUGUUAGGGGUCGUGGUACGUGGUUAUAAAAGGUUACGAUUGCUCUCUUCAGCUGGAGAGAGGAUGCACACAAUGGCUUCUGGACCGAGCAGGAGAGGUGCUGGUCACUAAAAGACUAUUUACUCACUUACAUUAUUUUCUUAUACAUCAGUAUUUAUUUAGCUCAGGUUAUAGUAAAGGAUUUUUCAUUUGUUACAGAUCAUUAUAUUUAUUCAGUCACCAAUGUAAAGUCUAGAAGGGAGAAAUUCAUUUGAUCAUGAUACAAUAGUCGGUUUCCUUCUCAAAAACAUCCAUAUAUAGUACGUGCCAAUAAAUUAUUUUUAUUUUUGACUA
Molecule: messenger RNA, 2308 nt
Organism: Brassica rapa (field mustard)
Lineage: Eukaryota; Viridiplantae; Streptophyta; Magnoliopsida; Brassicales; Brassicaceae
Source: RefSeq, a predicted model, not a curated record